Molecule: messenger RNA, 2046 nt
Organism: Oryza brachyantha (malo sina)
Lineage: Eukaryota; Viridiplantae; Streptophyta; Magnoliopsida; Poales; Poaceae
Product: laccase-24-like
Exons: 5
Coding region: 24-1763 (579 amino acids)
Biological process (GO): lignin catabolic process
Cellular component (GO): apoplast
Molecular function (GO): copper ion binding; hydroquinone:oxygen oxidoreductase activity
Source: RefSeq, a predicted model, not a curated record
GAUAGUCAUCAGCUGUGUCGUCCAUGGCGAGAUCAUGGUCGCCGUCGCUUCUUCUUCUUCUUCCUUUUGCUCUUGCUUUGGCUGCCUCCGUCGCUCAAGCUGCUGUCGUGGAGCACACUUUCAAUGUAGGAAACCUCUCCAUUAGUCAGCUAUGCCAGCCGGAAAGGAUCAUCACCGCCGUGAACGGCCAGCUCCCCGGCCCGACGAUCGUCGCCACCGAGGGCGACACGGUGGUCGUACACAUGAUCAAUGAUUCACCCUACAACAUGACCAUCCACUGGCAUGGCAUCUUCCAGCGGGGCACGCCGUGGGCGGACGGGCCGGCGAUGGUGACGCAGUGCCCCGUGCGGCCCGGCGGCAACUACACGUACAGGUUCAACGUCACCGGGCAGGAGGGCACGCUGUGGUGGCACGCCCACGUCUCCUUCCACCGCGCCACCGUCUACGGCGCGCUCAUCAUCAGGCCCCGCGGCGGCGCCGCCGCCUACCCGUUCCCCAAGCCCGACGCCGAGGAGGUCGUCGUCCUCGGCGAGUGGUGGAACGCCGACGUCAACAGGCUGCACGAGGACGCCAAGGAGACCGGCCAGCCGUCGCCCCACGCCAACGCCUACACCAUCAACGGCAAGCCUGGUGACUUCUACAACUGCUCCGACGCGAACCAGACGCACAAGUUCGAGCUAAAGCAGAACACGACGUACAUGCUCCGGAUCAUCAACGCUGCGCUCAACACGCCGCUGUUCUUCAAGGUGGCGAACCACAGCUUCACGGUGGUGGCGGCGGACGCGUGCUACACCAAGCCGUACAACACGGACGUGGUGGUCACCUCGCCGGGGCAAACGGUGGACGUGCUCCUCGUACCGGACGCCGGCGUCGCCGCCGCCGUCGGCGGACGCUACUACAUGGCGGUGACCUCGUACGACAGCGCCAUUAACAACCUCGGACCGCCGGACAGCCUGUACAGCCUGUCCAACGGUACGGCCAUCGUCGAGUACGCCGGCGCCGCCACGACCGCGCCACCGGUGCAGCCGAAGCUGCCGGAGCACAAAGACACGGCCACCGCUUACCAGUUCCUCUCCAACCUGACGGCGCUGGUGCCGAACAAGGUGCCCCUCGCCGUGGACACCCACAUGUUCGUCACCGUCAGCAUGGGCACCACCGUCUGCGGGCCGGAGCAGACGAGGUGCAUGCCCAACAACGGCACCAUCUUCGCGUCGAGCAUGAACAACGCCUCCUUCGUCCUCCCGAAGACGACCUCCAUGCUCGAGGCGCAGUACAGCAACAACGCCACGGGCGUGUACACCAGCGACUUCCCCGACACGCCGCCGGUGGUGUUCGACUACACCAGCAACGACAGCAACACGGCGGAGCUGCAGCUCACGACCAAGUCGACCAAGGUGAAGACGCUGCAGUACAACACGACGGUGCAGAUGGUGCUGCAGAACACGCGGCUGGUGUCCAAGGAGAGCCACCCGAUGCACCUCCAUGGCUUCAACUUCUUCGUCCUCGCCCAGGGCUUCGGCAACUACAACGAGACAACCGACCCGGCGAAGUUCAACCUGGUGGACCCGCAGGAGCGCAACACCGUCGCCGUGCCCACCGGCGGCUGGGCCGUCAUCCGCUUCGUCGCCGACAACCCCGGGAUGUGGUUCAUGCACUGCCACUUCGACUCUCAUCUAGAUUUCGGACUUGGCAUGAUGUUUGAGGUUCUUCCAGCUGAGGGGACAUCGUUGCCGGCGCCACCGCCGGACCUGCCUCAGUGCUAGCUAGCUGGUCAUUGUUAAGAGUCACAGCUUUUAAUUGGGUUUAGAUAUAUAUACCAUCGGUCAAGACAUGCAUCUUAUCUCAACAAGAAAAAUGCUAUUUCUUCAUUGAUUAGUUCCAUGGAGUAUUAUUUUCAGUAGUAAACGUGUGUGAUGAAUGUUGUGUGUAUCUAGCUAGUAGCAGGCCCUUUAUCCUACUACUAUUAAUUGUGAUUUUUCUGCAGUGAAAAGAUUUGAUUUCCUUAAUGACAUUAUAUGGAAUAAAUAUCAGUACUGCUGAUCUGGC